GGCAGUAUCAGCGGGUAAAUGUUCCUGAAGACCAAGCAGACAAGUUGCUCCUUGCAAGCUGGAGUCUUCCCAAAGCAGUUCUGGAGAAAUACCACAGUCUGGGAGUCGUGCAGAUGUUUGAAUGGCAAGCAGAAUGCCUAAUGCUCGGAGAAGUUCUGGAAGGGAAGAACCUAGUUUACUCAGCUCCUACCAGUGCUGGAAAGACUCUUGUUGCAGAAUUGCUUAUUUUGAAACGAGUCCUGGAGACUCGUAAGAAAGCUCUUUUCAUCCUUCCCUUUGUCUCUGUGGCCAAGGAGAAAAAAUGUUAUCUGCAGGCCCUCUUUCAGGAGGUGGAUGUGAGAGUUGAAGGCUACAUGGGAAGCAUGUCUCCUGCUGGACGUUUCUCUGCCCUGGAUGUUGCUGUCUGCACCAUUGAGAAAGCCAAUGGUCUAAUCAAUAGACUAAUAGAAGAAAACAAAAUGGACUCACUGGGAGUGGUGGUUGUGGAUGAGUUGCACAUGCUGGGAGACUCUCAUCGAGGAUAUCUACUGGAACUCCUUCUGACCAAAGUUAGAUAUGUUACAGAGAAGGUUGAAAAACGACAAGCGAAGAUGCCUGGUCCUGGUUUUGGUGGGAUACAGAUAGUAGGCAUGAGUGCUACCCUCCCUAACUUGGGACUCCUAGCCUCAUGGUUAGAUGCAGAGCUAUACUGUACGGAUUUUCGCCCUGUGCCCCUCAAGGAGUGGGUGAAAAUUGGCAGCAACAUUUAUGACUCCUCCAUGAAUUUAGUGCGAGAAUUCCAGCCCAAGCUUCAAGUGAAGGGAGAUGAAGACCAUGUUGUGAGCCUGUGCUAUGAGACUGUUUGUGAUGGCCAUUCAGUCCUGCUUUUCUGUCCAUCAAAGACCUGGUGUGAGAAGCUGGCAGACGUCAUUGCCAGGGAAUUCUACAGUUUGCAACAGGCUGAGAGUUCUGCAAAAAACUCACCGCUUUCCCCAGUUGCUGUGGACAGAGAAGAGAUUGAUGAAGUUCUGGAUCAGCUGAAGCGUUCUAUCUCAGGCCUGGACUCUGUGCUCCAACGUACUUUGCCAUGGGGAGUGGCAUUUCAUCAUGCAGGCCUUACUUUUGAUGAAAGGGACAUCAUUGAAGGAGCCUUUCGCCAGGGCUUGAUUAGAGUCCUAGCAGCAACCUCCACGCUCUCGUCUGGAGUGAAUUUGCCUGCACGCCGAGUGAUUAUACGAACUCCCAUGUUUGGUGGCAAACUGCUGGACAUUCUCACUUACAAGCAGAUGGCUGGAAGGGCUGGCAGGAAAGGAGUAGACACAGAGGGUGAGAGCAUUUUAGUUUGCAAGCCCUCAGAAAGAUCAAAAGGAACUGCUCUACUUCAGGGAUCUCUCAAGCCUGUUUGCAGUUGUUUGCUUAGAAGAGAAGGGGAAGGUGUUGCUUCUAGCAUGAAAAGAGCAAUACUUGAGAUCAUAGUGGGGGGAGUGGCCAACACUCCAGAUGAUGUGCAGACAUAUGCUUCUUGCACUCUUCUUGCAUCCAGCUUGAAAGAAAGCAAGCGAGGAAAUGAGAAAGCACAAGACAAAGCACAGACUGGACCUAUUGAGGCUUGUGUGGCAUGGCUGCUGGAAAAUGAAUUCAUUCAGGUUCUGGACUCCAGCAAUGAUGCGAAAGCAAAGGUUUAUCAUCCAACACAUCUUGGCUCAGCUACUCUUUCCUCUUCUCUUUCACCAACUGAAGCCAUGGAAAUCUUUGCUGACCUGCAGCGAGCUAUGAAAAGCUUUGUUCUGGAGAACGAUCUGCAUAUUGUCUAUUUGAUCACCCCAGUGUAUGAGGAUUGGACCACAAUUGAUUGGUACCAGUUUUUCUGCUUAUGGGAGAAGCUGCCUGCCUCCAUGAAACGUGUGGCCGAGCUGGUGGGGAUUGAAGAAGGCUUUCUGGCUCGCUCUAUAAAGGGCAAAAUCAUAGCUAAAACAGAGAAACAGCAUAGACAAAUGGCCAUCCACAAAAGGUUUUUCACCAGUCUUGCCCUUGUGGAUUUAAUCAGUGAGGUUCCCUUAAAGGAUAUGACCAAGAAAUACGGAUGUAGUCGUGGCCAACUUCAAUCCUUGCAGCAGUCUGCUGCCACCUAUGCGGGAAUGGUAACGGUUUUCUGUAAUCGACUGGGCUGGCACAACAUGGAGCUGUUGCUCUCUCAGUUCCAGAGCCGCCUCACUUUUGGGGUUCAUAGGGAGCUUUGUGACCUGGUACGAGUGUCUUUGCUGAAUGCACGUUGUGCUAGGAUGCUUUACAACGCUGGCUUUGUCACAGUGGCUGAUCUUGCUAAAGCCAGUCCUGAUGAUGUGGCAACUGCUCUGAAGAAUUCAGUACCAUUCAAAAGUGUUCGUAGGGCUGUGGAUGAAGAUGAAGAAUCAGCAGAGGAGCGUCGGACUGCGCGCAGCAUCUGGAUGGCUGGAAUGAAAGGCUUAACCGAAAGAGAAGCAGCUUCCCUCAUUGUGGAGGAAGCCAGGGGACUUCUCCAGGAGGAUUUGGCACUGAUGGGAGUGCAAUGGAACCCAGAGUCUCUUCUCGAGUCUGAUACAUCCUCUAUGAUGAGCAGUGAGUCAGAACUGGAACACAGACUAGGCAGAUCAAAUGGAGAGCAGUCUUCUGAGUCUUCUACGGCGUUAAACAAAAAAGGGUGUAGAGUUCAACAUUGUAAUGGCCUUGGUUCUCAGACUGGAAACUUAUCAAAUAUUAAAAAGGGAUAUAAAAGGAGACUAAGCGGUAGUACAGAAAACUCCAGAUUUGAGUGUGAAGUCCCAGGCAGGAGACAGGCUCGAGCAGAGGAAGGCAGUGAUGAUAUUGUGUACAGUGCUAGAAAACGGCCAACUAUGUGCAGAGAUAAUGAAAAUGUAGCAGGAAUUUCUCUGGUCAAAACCAAGAUGGAUUCCAGGAGAGCAAUUCCAGAACUCCCUACUGAACAAGGGAAAACGCCAACAUUGAGAACAAAGUCUUCAGCCUCUAGAUUGAUAAAAAAUGCUAGCUGUGCUGAGGUGAUGAUUGGUAAGCAGCAGAUGGCUGUAGACACAGAUCACUGUAACGUAACUGCUAGCUGCUCUAGAAGUGGACACGUCCAUAGUGGCAGCAGGAUACGGAAGCCUGUGCAUUUUUGUCCUGCUGAGGAUAUAUCCUGCCAUAUUCAGAUUCAGAAUGGUGGCAAAAAUGGGAGCGAAAAGCCUAAUGGAAUAUUGUUACAAGCUGGAGCACUGCAGAAAGCCAGCAGUCAUCUUAAGGAUUUUCUGAAAGACACUCUAGUAAAAUCCAGAGGCGUUUGCAAUGCAGAUGAUGUUCAGAAUGGUUCAUCCUCUGAUCAGUUUUCUGACUCUAGGGACUUUGAAGAUAGCUUCCAGUUGGAUACUCAAACUGAGAUGAUAAUAAAACAGGAGGGAGCAGCUGGAAUCACAGGACAGCAGGGAAUACAAGGUUCAGAGCUGGCAGCAAUACCACGGCAGGAAAUCUCCAAGAAACUAAGCACUUCACGGACUGAGAAUGCUACUGAUGAAAGGCUGGCUGCAACAGUUAGGAAACUGGGCUUAUCGAGUCUUAUCACAACACAUAACAUUACAAAAAACACAGCUCAGCACUGCAGUAAUAAAGUUUUGGAGUCUGGAGGCCAUAAUUUACAGCCUGUAGCGAAGGAAAUAAAAUCUGCACCUUGCCUUAAAGAAACCGAUUUCUCAGUGACCGACUCCCAGCUACACAGUUUUCUACAAGAUUACCAGACCCAAAGUUCAGAGAGUGUGUCUAAAGACUCUAGUAAAGCAACCUCCCAUUUUGAUAGGGAGCACAUUGUACAAGUAGAAUGCCACCCUGUCCCUGAAACAAGCCUGAAUAUGAGUGAUAGCUUGCUGUUUGAUGAUAGCUUUAGUAAUGUCAGUGACCUUUCAGCUGUUCACAUCACAGAAGCUGACAGAAAGGACCCUGUGGAGAAGCAAGAGGCUUUGCUUCCUCCAGAUGGUCUUUUGCAGAACCUAAGACCUGUUCAGAAUAAAUUUGAUGUCAGUAGCAACCAGAAAGAGCAUGAGAAUCCUGCGCAGUGUGAUGUUGUGUCUCUAGCAUUCUCUGAUCUAAUAGCUGAAGUUUUAGAUCAUGCAAAUUCCCCAUCUUUUUUGGAAGAUCUUCCUUCUACACUUCAUGGUCAGCCAGGAUUAAGAAACCCAGUGAUUUGUAACAAUGUCUGCAGACCAAAGGAAUUAGUAGGAGAUCAAGGUGAAAAGCUCCAGAGAAGCCAGCAAGCUUUAGACAAGAAAACCCAUCCAGUGGUGUGGACUGAACACUCGUUUGAACUAAGCCCAGGAUUGCAGGAUGUAUUAGACAAAUGGCCUAGUCCCUCAGGCACUGAAUCGGUUUCAGGAAGCAACAGAACAUCCUGUCCUCCACCAGAUAGUAAUAACGGGUUUAUUCCUCCAACACCUCCCAAAGAGCUUUUUCCAAGGAGUUCCGUUUCUCUCUCUGUGAAAUCUGCAAGGAAGAGACAAGUCGCCUGCGUGAAUGAAGGGCAGCUGAUUGAGCCACUGCAGAAUAGCAAGGGCAAUGCAGAGCAGCAGGUAAAAACACUCCAGGUCAAUCCUGGGAGUGUAGACCCAAUUGAGACUGAUGAGAUAAAAGAUGAUUCCACUAUAGACCAAGGCUUUUCACUGCAGCUAUCUCAGGAUGUUUUUCCACUUGUUCCCUUAAGUGCUGAAAGUUUCACUAUUAUUGAUGUAGCAAGCGACAAAGCACUUUUCCAGACUUUUGUUGCAGAAUGGAAGGAGAAAAGCAGAUUCUCCAUCUCAGUGGCAUGCGAAAGAACAAAAUGUCUUUUGUCUCCCAAAUCAACGAUUGGUGGCAAAUUCAAAAAAGUAAGUUCUCCUCAGUGGAUGCAAGUUAAAGAUGACGGAUUUCCUGUCCAAGGCUACGAAGACAUCUUGGUAGUUGGACUGGCAGUAUGUUGGGGUGGAAAAGAUGCCUACUAUAUCUCUCUGCAGCAGAGACAAGACCAGACUGAAAUCAGUAUGAGUUUGGCACCGCCACCUUUGGACAAAAACCUGUCUGUAACAGAGAGACUGUAUCAUCUGCAGCUGUACCUGCAGAAGAAGCCCAAGCAGGAGCGCUCACUUGUUGUGUAUAACUUCAUUCAGCACUACAAGACUCUGGUGAUGGCUUGUGGCAUCUCCUUGGAAGGAAGUUUUGAGGACCCAAAGGUUGCAUGUUGGCUGCUUGAUUCUGGCUCUAAGGAACGUACACUUCACAACAUGGUGACUAACUUUCUCCCCAACGAGUUACCUCUACUGGAAGGGGUAGGCACCGGCCAAGGUGUGCAGAGCCUGGGGCUUAGUGCCAGCGGAGAUCAUUCUGGGCGGUACAGAGCAGCAAUAGAGUCUGUGCUUGUCUUCAGUGUCAUGAACCAACUCCAUAAUGAAUUACAGAAGGAAAAUCUGACAGAAGUAUUUUCUAAAGUGGAGAUGCCCACCCAUUAUUGCUUGGCUCUGCUGGAGCUGAAUGGCAUUGGUUUUAGUACAACAGCAUAUGAAACCCAGAAACAGGUCAUGCAAGCUAAACUGAGCGAGAUUGAGACCAAGGCAUAUCAGCUGGCAGGCCACAGCUUCUCCUUGACCAGCCCUGAUGACAUUGCAGAGGUUUUGUUCCUGGAGCUGAAGUUGCCGCAAAAUGGAGAUGUGAAAAUUCAAGGGAACAAGAGAACUCUGGGUUACACCAGAAGAACAACUGCUAAGGGAAACAGGGUUAGGUUGAGCAAGCAGUUCAGUACAACCAAGGAUGUUUUGGAGAAAUUAAAGACACUUCACCCAUUGCCAGGGCUGAUACUGGAAUGGAGGAGGAUCAACAAUGCCAUUACUAAAGUGGUGUUUCCACUACAGAGGGAAAAGCGAUUGAAUUCCGCACUGGGAAUGGAAAGGAUAUAUCCAGUGUCACAGACUCACACAGCUACAGGUCGAAUAACCUUCACAGAGCCAAAUAUCCAGAACGUGCCAAGAGAUUUUGAGAUUGAAAUGCCAACUGUGGUUGAAGAAAGCCCACCUUCCCGAGCCCAUGCAAAUGUUAAUUGUCAUGCUCUUUCUGCGGGCAGAUGCAGAAAGCGUUCCAGUAUUUUGCCUAUUGGCCUAAAAGUUCAGGCUGAAGACAGAUCCGAAGAAAGAGGAAUACCGUUUUCUGUUAGCAUGAGGCAUGCCUUUGUUCCCUUCCCAGGUGGCUUAAUCUUGGCUGCUGAUUACUCUCAGCUUGAACUGAGGAUCCUUGCUCAUUUGUCUUGUGACUGUCGACUCAUCCAAGCCUUGAACAAGGGUACUGAUGUCUUUAAGAGCAUUGCAGCAGAAUGGAAAAUGAUUGAUCCUGAAGCUGUUGGAGAUAGGACCAGGCAACAAGCUAAACAGAUUUGCUAUGGAAUCAUCUAUGGAAUAGGAGCAAAAUCUUUAGGCGAGCAGAUGGGAAUUGAUGAAAAUGAAGCUGCCAAUUACAUUGAAUCCUUCAAAUCAAGAUACACAGGGAUUCAGAAAUUCUUGAGGGAGACAGUGAGGAGCUGCAGGAGAGAUGGGUUUGUGCAGACCAUUCUGGGAAGACGGAGAUACCUGCCAGCUAUCAAAGAUCCAAACCCCUACAGUAAAGCUCAUGCAGAGCGACAGGCUGUGAAUACAACUGUUCAGGGAUCUGCUGCAGACAUUGUCAAAACAGCCACUGUGAACAUUCAGAGACGCCUGGAAGCUUUCUCCUCUGUGAUCAAGUCCCACGGACAUCUGGAGAGCUCCUUCCAGAGAGAUAAGACCGGAAGGCUAGCAAGGAAGAGAAACAGAGGGAUGUUACAUCCCAUCAGCGGAGGUUUCUUCAUCCUCCAACUCCAUGAUGAGCUCCUCUAUGAAGUUGCAGAGGACGAUGCCAUCCAGGUCGCUCAGAUUGUCAAGCAUGAGAUGGAAAACGCCAUCAAACUCUCGGUAAAACUGAACGUUAAAGUGAAAAUUGGACCUAGCUGGGGAGACCUGCAGGACCUGGAGCUCUGA
Molecule: messenger RNA, 7013 nt
Organism: Fulmarus glacialis (Northern fulmar)
Lineage: Eukaryota; Metazoa; Chordata; Aves; Procellariiformes; Procellariidae
Gene: POLQ
Product: polymerase (DNA directed), theta
Exons: 31
Biological process (GO): DNA-templated DNA replication; double-strand break repair via alternative nonhomologous end joining
Molecular function (GO): DNA-directed DNA polymerase activity; DNA binding; ATP binding
Source: RefSeq, a predicted model, not a curated record